AGCCCAUUAAAAGGCGAACGCAGAUUUCCGCACGGUCCGCUUUUAUUGUUGCACACCGACAUCCACAUGACAGCACGCAGCGUGUGUCCUUUUGAGGGUCCGUCAGUGACUUCUGAGUGAACAUACAGAAAUACAGCUGACUUGAAAUGAAACUAUAAAUCCCCCCCGAGGAAUAUUUCCUAGCGAGCCGGUAUCACAGCUGCAGCUGAUGAUGUUCCUGCGCUCGUGUUCACUGGCGCUGAGAUGCAGAAACCCCCGCGUCUCCAUCAGAGCCUUCAGCUCCAGCCGCAGCGCUGGGAAAGAUGCUCUGGAUCUGGACGCCUGGAAGACGGUGAUGAGAUCUCAAGCGCUGCGGGAGCAGAGCGAGAGCGAGAGUCCGAGUCGCUCAGCGCUGGACGAUAACCGUGAGCUGGUGGAGAUGUGGCAUCAGGCGGGGAAGUUCGUUCCCAAGAACAUCACAGACGAGCAGCUGGAGGAACUCGCUCGGCUCGCAACCAGAUCCGCCAAGAAGAAGUACCUCAAGUUCCUGGCCAUUAAAGAGUCUCACAAGAUCUCCAAGAAGGAGAAGCAGGAGAAGAAUAAAUCCGAGAGAGAAGCAGAAACUGUGACUUUUAAAGAGAAUGUGAAGGAAGGAGAGUGUGAGCAAGAGGCACCUAAGAACACCUUCCUCCUGCGGUUCUGGAGUAGCUCGGGGGAUCGUGAACAGAGCUGGAGAGCGGCGCAGGCCAUGCGCUUCGGUCAGCCGCUGGUGUACGAUAUGAGCUACGAGCAUCACAUGAGCCGGCGCGAGAUGGAAAACACCGUCGCGCAGCUGAUGGAGAGCGAGGGCUGGAACCGCCGCGCCGCGGACCCCUUCCACCUGCACUUCUGCGGCCUGCAACCGGACGGAGCGUAUCUGCGCGAGCUGUGCAGACGCUACGGACCGCAGACCUGGGAUCGACUGCUGAUCACGGCCACCGAGCGAACGCACGUGGAGAUGUUUCCUCAGCAGGAUCUGGUGUAUCUGACCGCCGACUCCAAGCAGGUUCUGCAGGCGUUCGAUCACAGUAAGGUGUAUAUCAUCGGUGCAAUGGUGGACCGCUCCAUUCACUCCGGCGUCUCUCUGGCCAACGCUAAACGCCUGCGACUGACCACAGCGCGCCUGCCUCUGGACGAGCAUCUGGACUGGGAGUGUGGAGCCAAGAACCUGACCCUGGACCAGAUGAUGCGCAUCCUGAUCACGCUGAAGCACACGGGCAGCUGGGAGAAAGCGCUGGAGUUCGUGCCCAAGAGGAAACACACCGGCUUCACGGGAGUCACAAAGAGUCGAUUCGUUCCGAACGAUUCAUCGAGGAGUCGAUUCCCCGCCGGAGCUCAGAGCAGAACAGACGGACGCAAAAAACAAGCAGAAAGAGACAAAUGCUGGGAGCAUCGAGAUUAAUACUGUAAUACUGCUUUGCCCUUCUCAUUAAUAAAAAUUAUGAUUUCUGAUGCCUGUUGCAACAAUCUUUUGUUUCAAAUGGUUACAAAAAAAGUGAUAUGGUCAUAUGGACAAAAAUUAAUUAUUGUUGCAAAAUCAAAAAAAAUAUAUUGAAUUUUUUUUUUUAUAUGUAUAUUUAUGUUUAAGGAUCAUUAUGGUUUUUUUGUUUGUUUGUUUUUUUGUCUUUUUUGCAUUUUGAUUUUAUUUUUAAGACAAUUAGUUACAUUUUCACACUAAACUCUCAUUUAAAAUUA
Molecule: messenger RNA, 1713 nt
Organism: Onychostoma macrolepis
Lineage: Eukaryota; Metazoa; Chordata; Actinopteri; Cypriniformes; Cyprinidae
Gene: trmt10c
Product: tRNA methyltransferase 10C, mitochondrial RNase P subunit
Exons: 4
Coding region: 209-1420 (403 amino acids)
Biological process (GO): mitochondrial tRNA 5'-end processing; positive regulation of mitochondrial translation
Cellular component (GO): nucleoplasm; nucleus; mitochondrion
Molecular function (GO): tRNA binding
Source: RefSeq, a predicted model, not a curated record